This is a messenger RNA of Hemicordylus capensis (graceful crag lizard), 1222 nucleotides long. RefSeq lists its product as uncharacterized. Lineage: Eukaryota; Metazoa; Chordata; Lepidosauria; Squamata; Cordylidae. The record is from RefSeq and is a predicted model, not a curated record. Bases 216 to 1073 code for a protein of 285 amino acids. The transcript has 10 exons.
ACUACAACAACAACAACAGUAAGGCUUCCUCCUUGUGACAUCAUCCUCAGACUCUGCUGGUUCAACUGCCAGACUACCAGAGGUGGCUAGUGGUUUCUUCUGCCAUCUCAUGAUCAUGUUUCAUCUUUGCUAGUGUGUGUGAAAGAGACAAAGUGUCAGGCAGACACAGGCCCCCACAGAGAAAGACAGACAGAGAAGGGCAAUAUCUUUUAACGAUGCUGCAAUCAGCACCGCUUUCUAUGGGCCUCCUCAAGAGGAAGUCAAAGGGCGAGAAUCCUGCAAAUAGGAGCAAAAGCCACCCUGUUGCAGGAUCUAAGAAAACUGUCCAGGGUAGCUGUAGGAGUACCUUUGGCUUUGGGAAUGAUGAAGCAAACACCAAGAACUAUGAAAAAAUCCGGGAGGACAAAAUCACCAGUCUCUGGGACACCAUCUACAGUGAAGUUCAGACCAACAUUUCCAGCGUAGAUAAGCUGUACCAUAUUUACAAUAAAGCCUAUAUGGCUAUAAGUCAUCAGAAGGAAACACUCGAUGACCAGUCCUGUGAUAGCAAAGAGGUUUACGUGGAGAGAUUAGUGAAAGAGAUGGAGAAAUCCUAUCUCAAGCCAGAAGCCAUCUACAUCCACAUAGCUGGAAUGAUGACAAGCUACACCUUGAGCAAACUGCAUCCUCCAAUCUCUCCUGAAACAGAGGGCUCUCUCAUCCGGCAGAGUAUUCGUGGGAUGGCAGCAUGCUACCUAGGCAGAGGGGACAUCUGCAGCAAGGACCUUCAAGAAAAUGCCACUGAAAUACUCACAAUGAUGGUUUGCAGUUUGCUCAGUGAGAAGCCAUCCACCGUGCAUGUUCUUCAUAUCUUGGGGUAUUUUAACAUUUGUAUCCAGAGCAUCUGUGAAACCAUGCAAUCCAUGGCGAUGCAGAUCUGCAUCCCGCUGCUGCGCUAUGCUAGUUAUCUGCGUGAUGUGGAUAUGCAGGAAGUGAGAUCCAAGAUUCCUCCAUCGCUCUACACAGCUUGGACUAGUCUGAGAGGACAAUGCCAAGAAGGCGUUGCAGCAGACAGGGCUAGCGAGGACAUGUAGAGUCUUCACAUCUGCUUGCCUCUCCUGGAACCAAAGAUAGUUUGGGGGCAUUCCAAACUUGAAACCACCAAACUGUGAUUCACAGCAUCUUUGAGAGUUCACUUGAGUAAAAUGUAUUUAUUCAAUUAAAGUUCAUGAGUAACUGAUGA